UGUACCGGUGGUCGAGCAGUCCUGCACAGAAGCGGGAUUUUACGGAGCAGAGAAACACUGCUGAGGAUGCGGGGGAACUGCAGGAUGCUGCUCCCGCACAUGUGCAGCAGCAGCUGCUUCCUUCCGCUCUGGAUCUUCGUCGGCUUGAAUGUGGUGGUGGAGGUGGCGGGGUCCCAGCAAGGGAUCCCUCUCUCAGUCGUGAAGCUUUGGGCCUCCGCAUUUGGUGGAGAAAUUAAAUCAAUUUCAGCAAAAUAUUCUGGAUCUCAGCUCCUGCAAAAGGAGCUGUGGUCCAUCACAGCACCACGGGCCAACUCCAGUUCUGAGGCCGGUCCCCCAGUCAAAGGCAGCAGCAGAAAGCGGCUCAUGGCUCAAAACCCAGGAUCAUCUUGCCCUGAGAAACGUAAAGAAUUUGAAAAGUCCGUCAGGGUUGAAGAAAUUGAUGGCGUGAAACUGGUUAAAAACCUGGCUGUGAGGAUGGAGGAAAUGUUCCAGAAAAAAGCUGAGGCUACAAGGCGGCUGGUGGAGGCAGCGGAGGAGGCGCACCACCAGCAUGAGGAAAAUCCUGACCUGCAGUAUGAGUACUUCAACGCUGUGCUGAUCAAUGAAGUUGAUGAAGAAGGCCACAACGUGGAGCUGGGAGGGGAGUUCAUCCUGAAGCCUAAUGACCAUUUCAACAACCUCUCAGUCAACCUGAGCCUGAGUGUGGUGCAGGUGCCCACCAACAUGUACAACAAAGAUCCGGAUAUAGUGAAUGGAGUAUACUGGUCUGAGGCCCUCAACAAAGUGUUUGUAGAUAAUUUUAUAAGAGACCCAACUCUUAUCUGGCAGUACUUUGGGAGUGCCAAAGGUUUCUUCAGACAGUACCCUGGUGUAAAGUGGCACCCAGAUGAGCAUGGUGUCAUCGGGUUUGAUUGCAGAAAUCGAAAGUGGUACAUCCAGGCGGCCACAUCUCCAAAGGAUGUGGUGAUCCUGGUAGAUGUUAGUGGAAGCAUGAAGGGGCUGAGGCUGACCAUAGCCAGACAGACUGUUUCCUCAAUAUUAGACACACUGGGAGACGAUGACUUUUUCAACAUAAUUGCAUACAAUCAGGAGGUCCACUAUGUGGAGCCUUGUCUGAAUGGUACUCUGGUCCGGGCAGAUAGAACCAACAAAGACCAUUUCCGUGAACAUCUGGACAAGCUGUUUGCCAAAGGGAUCGGACUGCUGGGUGAUGCCUUGACGGAAGCGUUCACAAUCCUGAGUGAUUUUAAUCAGACGGGGCACGGCAGCGUGUGCAGCCAGGCCAUCAUGCUUGUGACUGACGGGGCUACCGAAAUGUACGAUGAUGUUUUUGAGAAGUACAACUGGCCAGAAAGAAAAGUAAGGAUAUUCCCCUACCUUAUUGGACGAGAGUCUGCGUUUGCUGAUAACCUCAAAUGGAUGGCUUGUGCCAACAAAGGAUAUUUUAGCCAGAUCUCCACUUUAGCCGAUGUUCAGGAGAAUGUGAUGAGAUAUCUUCACGUUAUGAGCCGUCCAAAAGUUAUCGAUCACGAGCAUGACACAGUGUGGACCGAAGCGUAUGUGGACAGUGCUCUUUCUCAGGCUCAUAAGCUAAAUGACAAAUCAGGUCCUACUCUGACAACGACGGUAGCCAUGCCUGUCUUUAGCACAAAGAAUGAAACAAAAAACCAGGGUAUUCUGUUGGGGGUCGUAGGAACAGACAUCCCUCUGCAGGAGUUGAUGAAGCUCAUCCCAAAACAUAUGUUAGGUAUCCAUGGAUAUGCAUUCGCCAUCACAAAUAAUGGCUACAUUCUGAUUCACCCGGACCUCAGGCCUCUGUAUCAGGAGGGUCAGAAGAGGAGGAAGCCCAACUACAGCAGUGUUGAUCUCUCUGAGGUGGAGUGGGAAGACAAGGAUGACUUUCUACGCAAUGCUAUGGUGAACAGAAGGACGGGGACUUUCUCCAUGGAGGUGAAGAAGACUGUGGAUAGAGGGAGGCGGGUGCUCAAGAUGCACAAUGACUAUUACUUCACUGACAUCAAAGGAACUCCAUUCAGCGUCGGAGUAGCUCUCUCAAGGGGUCAUGGGAAAUAUUUCUUCAGAGGAAAUGUAUCCAUCGAUGCAGGGCUGCGUGAUUUGGAACAGCCAGAUGUCGCCCUGGCAGAUGAAUGGACUUACUGCAACACAGAGGAGGACCAUGAGCACCGUCACCUGACCCAGAUUCAAGCCAUCAAGCUCUUCAUGACGGGCCGCAGGCCACACCUUAAAUGUGACAGAGAGUUAAUCCAGGAGGUGUUGUUUGAUGCUGUGGUCACUGCUCCACUGGAGGCCUACUGGACUGGACUGGCUCUCAACAAGUCAGAGAACUCAGACAAAGGAGUGGAAAUUGCUUUCCUGGGCACACGUACCGGGCUGUCUAGGACCAAUCUGUUUGUACCAGCCGAUCAGCUCUCCAAUCAAGAUUUCCUAACCGCAGAAGACAAGGAGGGUGUGUUUAAUGCUGAUCACUUCCCCCUGUGGUACAAACGUGCAGCAGAACAGGUCCCUGGGACAUUUGUCUACUCCAUCCCCUUCAGCACAGCUUUAGAAAACAAGAGCGUGGUGUUGGCCAGUACAGCUAUUCAGCUCCUCGAUGACAGAAAGUCACCGAUUGUUGCUGCUGUCGGCAUCCAAAUGAAGCUUGAGUUCUUUCAAAGGAAGUUCUGGACCGCGUGCAGACAAUGUACAGCCCUGGAUGGAAAAUGUAGCAUUAGCUGUGAUAGCGAGGAUGUUAACUGCUACCUCAUCGACAACAAUGGCUUCAUUCUUGUUACAGAAGAACAGUCUCAGACAGGGCUCUUCUUUGGGGAAGUGGAGGGGGCUGUUAUGAACAAACUUCUUCAAAUGGGGUCCUUCAAAAGGAUAACUCUGUACGACUACCAGGCCCUUUGCAGAGAGUACGCUGGUAGCAGCGACAGUGCGCGCACUCUAUCAGAUCCUUUUUCUGUGGUGAGGUGGCUCCUGACUGAACUUGUCAUCUUCCUGCUGGAAUUCAACUUGUACAGUUGGUGGAACGUUGAUCUCUCUGUUAAAGCUCAAAGAUCUCGGGGUAAAACCACGAUGGUGCCAUGUGAUACAGAGUACCCUGCCUUUGUCUCAGAACGCACAAUUAAAGAAACAACGGGCAGCAUUGAAUGUGAUGGCUGUUUAAGAUCUUUUGUCAUACAGCAGAUUCCUAGCAGCAACCUCUUUAUGGUUGUCGUGGACAACAAGUGUGACUGCAGCAGUGUUCCUCCUGUUACCAUGGAUCCCAUAGAGAUCAUCCUUGACACCUUUGAACACAACGAGUCACUAAAAUGUGACAGACUGAAGUUUCAGAAGGACAGAAAGAAGCCAGAGUCGUGUCAUCCUUUCCACCCUGAGGAAAAUGCCAUGGAGUGUGGCUCAGGAACCCGCCUCUCCAGCGCUCUAACGGCAGCCGUGCUACCUCUAAUAGCAGCAACGGUCAGCAGGUGACCAUGAGCAGCAGAGCUGGGGAUCAGUGAAAACUAACUCAACAAGAAGAUGCUUAGAGACAGAUAGAGAACAUCUCCAAUUAGAAAGAAUUGUGUCAUACCUCUGCAGCAGGCAUUACUCUACUGGGACAAAGUCUUUUUCAGCGGCACCCAGACAUCUCCAUUAAUGCAGAAAAAACUAAAUUAUAUGAGAAUAAGGGCGAGCUUGGCGUCUUUGCUCAGUGCUUUGUAGAUCACUCCACUGACAGUUUGCCACGUUAUUCUGAAUGUGUGCUGAAUCAAGUAAAAUAAGAACAUACAAAGUGCUGACGUCUAAACAUGUUCAUUAUGCAUAGGAUGAUAAUAAAGACAUAGAAUAGUUAUUUAUUUGUUUCGAGUGAAAAAAUGAAUGAAUGAAAAUGCACUUUUGUGAGAUAGAAAAAAAGAAGAAGGAUCUAUAUCACUUGCUGUAAAACUCAAAGGACAAUUUACAUUGUGGCUUUAUAUUUUUGAACUAUUUUGUGUUUAUUUUGUGACUACAUUCCUUUCAUGUCAGCCAAGAAUCAUUCACACAAAAUGCUAAAGAAAAUGGGAACAAUAUGAUGAUUGUGAUGCAUUGUGUCAGUUUGUCUUCAUUUCCAAUAACAAUACAUGAGAAAAGAUGCAUGAUGAAGGUCCAGCAGAGUGUUUGAAGAAGUUCCAUUGAUGUGCUCGGCCACAAUUUGUCAAAACGUCUAAACAGUCUUUAUCAUGUGUCUAGAAAAGCUGAUAAUUAAACACAAAGAAAUAUUUUUCCUUCAUUUGCACUCAGAGUUAUUUUCUGUUUUGUGUGUUAGCGUGUUUUUGUGCGCGUGUGUUCGUGUUUAUGUUACGUAAUAAAGACCUACUCUGGUGACAUCACUUAACUUGUUGGGACCUGUAGUCCUUUAGGUUUCCACUGCUGGGUAACUAUUAGGUGGAAUGUUAUUUCUGGUGUUUAUGUGUGAGGUCAUUGGGUGGAGUGGAUGCCGUUAUUGGUAGAAGAGACCAAAGUGAUUGUAGAAUACAUUAAAACUGAAACAACAUUUGGCGCAGUAUAGAUACAGAAAGCAAAAGUAUUAACACAUUUACCAUCAAGCUGUAGUUUGAAAC
This is a messenger RNA of Menidia menidia (Atlantic silverside), 4583 nucleotides long. The record is from the annotation of a GenBank genome assembly. NCBI's taxonomy places the organism in Eukaryota, Metazoa, Chordata, Actinopteri, Atheriniformes, Atherinopsidae.